This is a messenger RNA of Frieseomelitta varia, 3798 nucleotides long. RefSeq names its product neurotrimin-like. Gene Ontology annotation, cellular component: neuron projection. The record is from RefSeq and is a predicted model, not a curated record. The transcript is spliced from 11 exons. The coding region runs from base 76 to 1434 and encodes 452 amino acids. NCBI's taxonomy places the organism in Eukaryota, Metazoa, Arthropoda, Insecta, Hymenoptera, Apidae.
CAUGUGCCAGUCUGCACCGAGAUUCCGGCGCGAAUCGUCCUUCUUUGUCGCGGCGUCACGCCAACUCCUAGAUGGAUGUUGCUGAACCGCAUUCUCGUGUCAACGAUUUACAUCGUCGUGCAGUUCCUCGCAGUCUGUCCAGCCUUCGUGGAAGGACGGCAAUCGAGGAAUCUGGAAAUAUUGGGUCACCAUCACGGCACGCAGUAUGCAUCGGUGUCGGAGAACUUCAAGAACAACUCAGACCAGCCCAGAUUCGCUGAAGAAAUCCAGAACGUGACCGUGAGCAAAGGUCGAGAUGCUUUGUUAGCCUGUAUAGUGGACAAUCUACGAACCUAUAAGGUGGCAUGGGUGCGCGUCGAUACACAGACAAUCUUGUCCAUCCACCAUAACGUGAUCACGCAAAAUCCACGGAUCUCGUUGUCAUACAACGACCACCGUACGUGGUAUCUUCAUAUAAAGAAGGUCGAAGAAGUUGAUCGAGGAUGGUACAUGUGUCAAGUGAAUACUGAUCCGAUGAGAAGUCGACAGGGCUAUCUGGAGGUUGUAGUGCCACCUUCUAUUAUCACAAAGGAAACCAGCACGGACAUGGUCGUCCGCGAAGGCUCGAACGUGACAUUGACGUGUAAAGCUUCAGGAUAUCCGGAACCUUACAUCAUGUGGCGCAGAGAGGACGGAAAGAACAUAAACUACAACGGUGAUAGCGUGAACGUUGUGAACGGCGAGGUGCUGCAUAUUGUGAAGAUAAGUCGAUUGCACAUGGGAGCAUAUUUGUGCAUCGCUUCGAACGACGUUCCACCGCGAGUUAGCCAACGCAUAUCUCUUCGUGUGCAGUUUCCCCCUAUGCUUUCGAUACCAAACCAGCUGGAAGCGGCAUAUAUUGGACAAGACGUCAUGUUGGAAUGUCACACCGAAGCUUAUCCGACCUCGAUUAAUUAUUGGACAACCGAACGUGGUGAUAUGAUCGUCUCUGGCAAUUACCAUUCUAUUGCAGGCGAUAAAUAUGAGGCGGUGUCCACCGACAACGGCUACAACAAGUACAUGAUGCUGAAGAUUAGAAACGUCGGGCCGAGGGACUUCGGCUCGUACAAAUGCGUGGCGCAAAAUUCUCUCGGUGGAACUGACGGUGACAUCAAAUUGGACGAAAUACCAGCACCGUCAACGACGUCCACCACUCCGCCACCCUACUACGUGACCUCGUCGAUGAAGAAGAACGGUAGAAACGGUAACAAGAAAUUACGACAACGACCUAUCGACUACGAGGUCGAGGAAUGGCGAGAUCCAGAUUACGACAGAGAUUACGGUCCACCAUCGAUGAGGCCGCCAGGCGAGCUUCCGGUCGACGCCCUGAGUCCGGGCGUUUCCCAUCGGGCGCAGCUCGUUCUUCAUCUUUUGGUGAGUCUGCUGUCACUGCUACUUCCAGCAAUCAGAAGGUGAUUCUCACGUCGCGGGGACAGGGCUUCCAGUUCUAGUGUUUAUUGGACGGUGACCAGACCGAAGGCGGCUGCCAGUUUCCGGUACGCCGUCUUCGGCUGGACGACGGACGAGUGCGACGAGAACAAGGCGCGCUUGAAAUUAUUUUCAUACUAAACGUAGACGUAUACAGAGAGCAACAAAAAAAAAAAAGAAAGAAAGAAAGAAAGAAUGAAAGAGGAUAUUAUAUAUAUAUAAUAUAUAUAUAUAAAUAUAAAUAAAUAUAUAUAAAUAAAUAAAUAUAAAUACAAAUACAAAAUAUAAUAUGUUGUGUAAGUAUACUUAUACAGUGAGUAUGAAGGUAUUCUUAGGCUUUCAUGAGUGAUGAUUUUGUGGCGCGCGACAUCCUUGCAUUUUCCGAGAGAAGACUUUUCAUCCUCUGUCUCGUCAUGUGUGAAUCUCGAUUGUGCGCGUUUAGAGAGAAAAAAAAAAAAAAAAAAUACGACGAGGUGAGAACAUUUCGUAUCGACUAGAUGGAUUUGAUUCCGACGAUAGGUUAAUGGGCCAAUGGUUCUCAAUCAAUAGUAACGCGACACGUCGAUGCUCCGCGAGGAAUUCGAGGGUUGCGUCGUCUUAUAUUAUAUAACGCGUUACCGCUUUAAAUGUUCCGCCAAAAAAAAAAAAAAAAGAAAACAAGAAAAGAAAAGAAAGAAAGAUACGAGUUUUAUAAUCAAAUCGUGUGUCGCGAAUUUUCCCGUGAAUGGCUGAGAAUCACUGGCCACGCGAGACGCGGUUCGAGUAGUUUCGUUAGUUAGCAUAGAAACGUGCGAGUUCGUCUAUCCGAAGCGUUGAAGCGGAGUGCGUUUCGAGCAUCUUCGUUUCUUACCUAUGUAAAUACCAUUGAUUUCGCGAUUCUUCACACGAAGAUUCGGCGUUCUAGAUGCCCCCUCGCCCCCUCGAUGUAAAAUUCGAUCGUUAAUCCACGUUCAUUUCAUCGUCGCUGAUAUCGUUCGCGUUGCUUGAAAGAAGACUUUGUAAGAGACGAAAAAAAUCGUAUUUUCAUUGUAUCGCGCGAAUAUCCUUUGUCGUAUGUACUAUUGUCGAAGGAAGAGAACAUUUGUACGAUGGCGAUUCAAUAAUUACUCGCAGUGUAUUUUUUAUUACAUUGGCUGUAGUCUCAAAUAGAUGUGCAUCAAUAUUUAUCAAUCCUUGUACAAGUUUUCACAAAGAUGGCUCGAUUUCUUGUUUGUUCAUCGACGAUUGAAUCAUUUUAUUCUUGCAUCGAAAAGAAUAUACAGCUUCUAUGAUUUGAAAUCUAUGAGAAACUUCCACAAGGACGGCGUUCUUCCACAAUCUAAUACGCGUUACUGAUAAGUUUAAAGGUGAAAAAAAAAUUUUAAAAGGCGGCGCAUGCAUGCUUCUUAGUAAAACAAAAAAAAGAAACUAUAUUUUUCUGAAGAUAUGAAGAUAGAUGCAAGUGCACAGAAAUAAUGUUAAAAUCUCCACAAACAAAUUUUGAGUCGCAGAUUAUUGAAUCACCGUCAGAGAAUUGUUGCGAAUAAGUUCCAAAACCAACGAUGACGAAGCACGUGAAUGAAUUCGGCUCCGGCAUAGAGAGAGACAAACAAAGAAUUAUUUUCAAGCGAUUUUACGUGCUUCUCAUUCGGUGAAAUCGAUCUCAUGAGCUCGUGAAACGAGCAACCCGGCUGUCGGCGACCGUUCGACUCGUCGAUAGAGGUUUUCGUAACACGGCAACACGCGACGACGAUUAGUUGUAUAUUCUAGUUCGAGCGAGAACGAGGCACAACUGUAAUUUUUUUCGGUACAUGUAACGAUAUAUACGUACGCAUGAAAGAAUAAACGAAAAAGGAAAAAAAAAAAUGCAUAACUCUAUACAUUAUAUACACAGGAGCAUAUAAUAACGUAUAAUAUAAAGUCGUAGUUGUGUUUGAGGUAACGCGCUCUAAAGUUUCAUCAUUAGCUGUUUCUCAUUGGCGAGGCAAACGUGCAUGCACACACCGAUAACGGGACGCUAGUCGUAUAUAUAUACAUAUACGUAAAUAUGACGCGUUCGUGAAUGCGACUCGACGUGAUUUAACCCUUUAUGUCCGGGAUUAAGUUGUCCGUGGCUCUCUCUCUCUCUCUCUCUCUCUCUAUUCAAUUUCUGGAUCGUUAGAGAAUCGUAGGAAUACCGUAAACACGAGGGAGGAGAAACAAAUAAAUUUGAUGAGUUUAAAUGUGGUAUUUACAAGUGCAGACAGGCUUAAAUAAACUCAACAAGUAUACGGAGCAAGGAUCUAUUUCACAAAUGUUGAUUUCAGAUGUUUUCUGACGCGUGUUGAAGCGUUUAUAUAAAACGUCAGGAUAUAGAGGGUUCAAAUCAAAUUA